Messenger RNA from Rotaria sp. Silwood1, 1883 nucleotides. NCBI's taxonomy places the organism in Eukaryota, Metazoa, Rotifera, Eurotatoria, Philodinida, Philodinidae. The record is from the annotation of a GenBank genome assembly.
AUGACUAUUGAUCCAAGAGAUAUUAAGUUACCUGCAUAUAUCGCCGUUACUAUUUGUGGAAUUGCACUCAUUCUUGCUUGCAUCGGUAUUGGUACACCUAGAUGGCAAGUUACAUAUACUGAUGCACCCAAUAAUACAGUAGUAUCUACUACUACCAAUUUUUAUUAUUAUUGUGCUGCAACUAGUACAAGUUGUACGAAUUCAAAAUAUUCAACUGAUUCUUACAUUCAUUUGAGACAAGCUUCUGGCUUAGGUAUUGUUGGUAUUCUAUUUGUUUUCUUUGGUACAAUCGGAACUUAUAUGGUUGCCAUUGCAACAGUCGAUGAUUCAUUAAAAAUUAAAGAUAGAUAUUAUUGGGAUAUACAUCUAACAGUAGGACCAUUUUUUCUAUUUGUUGGAACUAUAACAAUGUUAGCAGCAUUAGCUGAAGGUUCAAAAACAAUUUAUUAUAAUGGUUACUCAGCAAAUUUAUAUCAAACAGCACAUAUUCUUGUAAUGUUUGCAUUGCUUUUAAGUGCAUAUGCAUCAGGCAAGCGGUCAUUAUUUGGUGACUCUUCUAGUGAGAAACUAUCACAUACAUAGUUUACUCGCUGAGUAAUUCUUGCAUAUCUAUUUAAACAAACUAUUCUUACUUUUAUAUCCCAAACUACCUUCCUUGAAUGCGUAAUUUUUUCCAUUUUUCUUCUUUUCAUAUAUCGAUGUAUCGAACUAUUUUUAUUUAAUAAAGUAUUGCUUAUAUUAAGAAUUAUCGGUUUAAAUUGAAUCAGAAAACUUUUGGUGAGCUUUUCCCUAGACUGAAAGGCUAGGGUCUAGCAACCGAAAUUCACCUGUGUCAGUCUGUCUAUCUGUCUGUCUGUCUGUCUGUCUGUCUGUAACACUUGGAACAAAUGACCACUUUCAUGGUACAAAGUACCAUAGUUACGGUGCAAGUGGCCAUGCUUAUGCUACGAAGUACCAUAGUGAUGGUACAAAGUAACAUAGUUACGGUGCAAAGUACCAUAGUUAGGGUGCAAGUGACCAUUCUUAUGCUACACAGUACCAUAGUGAUAGUACGAGUGACCAUUUUUGUGGUACGAAGUACCAUAGUGAUGGUUCAAAAGACCACUUUCGUGGUACAAAGUACCAUAGUGACGGUACAACUGGCCAUGCUUAUGCUACGAAGUACCAUAGUAAUGAUACAAAGUACCAUAGUGAUGGUACCAAGGGGGAAACAACAGAGACUUCAGCCGUGAAGCCUUGAAAGUCUUUUGAAGUAUUCUGAAGUCUCUUGAAGUCUUAUGAAUUCUCAUAAAGUCUCUUGAAGUCCCUGAAGUCUCAUAAAGUCCCUUGAAGUCAUUGAAGUCUCAUGAAGUCUCGUGAAGUCUAAUGAAGUCUCAUGAAGGGGGUGGGUGUGGGUGGCUGCAGGCCCCUCCAUGUGCAGGGGGAUGCCGAGGGCUAGCCCUCGGCACUGUUUUAGCGUGUCUGCGAAAAUUUUGCUAUUUGUCUGUGAAAUUUUUAGUAGCGCUUAGAGUUCGGAUUGAAAGGGACUGGCUGUCGCAAAGGUAUUCCAGUGCGCCUAGAAAACCUAGAUGAAGACGGCUUUUCUUUUGGUCUUCACUUCUGACUUUUGGGAAAAUUGGGAAGCAUUUAUGAGUACUGUCUGCGAAAAAUUAUUAGCCACCGCCACUCUUAAAAACAAUCGAGAGCCCUGGGUGGGUGUGGGGCGCGGGUGUUUCUCUGCUCCGAACACGCUCCAUACCCACAACCCACACCCACGCUCACACCCGAACCCACCCCACACACCCACACCCACACCCACACCCACAACCACACCCACCCACACCCCUCACUCACACCCACCCACACCCACACCCACACCCACACUCACACCCACACCCACACCC